Ictalurus furcatus (blue catfish) is the source of this 4046-nucleotide messenger RNA. RefSeq names its product WAS/WASL interacting protein family, member 2a (gene wipf2a). The record is from RefSeq and is a predicted model, not a curated record. The transcript is spliced from 8 exons. NCBI's taxonomy places the organism in Eukaryota, Metazoa, Chordata, Actinopteri, Siluriformes, Ictaluridae. Gene Ontology annotation, molecular function: actin binding. The coding region runs from base 1081 to 2349 and encodes 422 amino acids.
ACAGUUGGUGUAUUUCCUAAUUCUUUGCUAAACAAACAAACAACUAACCAACUAACUAACUAAACAGUUUACUUUCAACCGUGUUACUCAUUUAAGAGCAAAAUGCAGCCAUUAUACACUAAAGAAACCUUGUAAAAAUGAGAUUGUUGCCUGUGAGGUGUUUUUUUUUUUUUUUUUUGUAUGGUGAAAUGCAGCUUUUCUUAGAUUCAGUGGUUGAAAUCAUUUCAAAGUUUAAUCGUUUAAGAGUUAAGUGGCACCAAUAAUACAGAAUCACCUCAGUACAGUAUCAGACAGUGUGUGUGUGUGUGUGUGUGUGUGUGUGUGAGAGAGAACUCAUUAGCUUCUUUAGCACUUGCUAGCUAGCACUUGUUUGUUAUUGUAAACAAAACAGACAUAAAAAAAAAGUGUGGUGUUUACAUUGUUAAAGAUAGGCCUGACUGAAAGUUUAUUUGUUUAAAGUUGUUUGGGGGAGGGGUUGGUUCGGUUCUUGCAAUAAAUAGUAGGAAUGCCCAAUACAAGGUGCUGCUCUGAGUUUGGUAAAGGCUUGAACUACAAUUAUCUUUCGGCUCUAAUCGGAGGUAUUCGGCUACCUGCCACCAUUUUGUACUGCUUCUUAGACUUCCGGGUUUCUCAGAACUGGGUUCGCCGCUGAAGCCCUAAAGCUGUGGCUUCCUUUAAACUCACUUUCUCUGGAUUAAAAGUUUAAGGAAGCGGGAGAGUUUAGUAUGCCUAUAUAUAUGCGCCUAUAUUUCGCUAGUGUUUAGUCCUGAGUGAUAAGUUUAUUAGUUUUAUACCCCCACCAGUGCACCCCGCUGCCAAGUGGGUUAGACAGCAUGAAGCUGCGGUUCUUCGAGUCGUUAACGUUAGUGGUUUAGUUUCCAGGUUUGUUUUGUAACUGGUCUGUAAGAGUGUGUGUGUGUGUGUGUGUGUGUGUGUGUGAGUGAAAUCCCCGGAGAACAAACCGGUUCAGUUUCAAUGCUGUUGGAGACCCGAGUCGCUGAUUAGCCGCAGAGCUUUUGUGAGCAGAACCACAGCUGCUGAGACUGAGGUGGUAGUCACCAUUCUUGUAGAAACAGCAACAUGCCUAUUCCUCCACCACCUCCACCUGGACCUCCGCCUCCCCCUGCCUUCAGCCAGGCAAACACUAGCGCGCCCAAGCUGCCACGUGAUGAAGCUAAAGGAAGAGGAGCGCUGUUGUCAGACAUAUGCAAAGGGGCCAAGCUGAAAAAAGUCGCAAACGCCAAUGACCGAAGCGCACCUAUUAUUGAGAAAUCUGGAGGGGGUGGAGGCGGCAGCAGUAGUGGAGGAGGAAGUGGAGGGGGCUUUGGUGGCGGUUCUGGACCAAUGCCAAUGGGAGGCCUGUUUAGUGGAGGAGUGCCUAAACUUCGUCCAGUGGGAGACGGCACUGCUGGCAGAGCAGCACUGCGGCCUCCAGGUUCUCGUCCUGCUGUGCCUCGUCCUACGAGCCAACAAGCCAAUGAUGAGCGCUCCUCACCCCCUGCGCAGUCGAGGAAUCCUCGUCCUUCUCUACCUGACAUUUCGAAACCGGGUGGCGGCGGCACUACGAAACCCAACAGCUCAGCCCCUCCUCCCCCUCCGCCGUUCAAUCGACGUGGUAAUAACCCUCCUCCCAGCAACAGUCCAAGCUCUGGCCGCUCUUAUGGGCUAGAGAAGCCCCACCCACCACCGAGUGGGAACAGAGCCCCUCCUCCCCCCUCAUCCGCACGUGAUGUCCUGGCAAAAUCUCAUUCUCGCACUUCAUCUGCGCUUUCUUCAGCUCUACCACCCCCUCCUCCUUACCGACAGCCCCCUUCAGUGGCAAACGGUGAUCCACCCCCUGAGUUGCCACAGAGGCGGAACUCGCUUAACAGGAGAUCCAACGGGCACGCUCGUAGCCAAGGCCAACCCCCACCACCGCCCGCACCCCAACAAAGCAGCCGACCGCCACCGCCAGCUCGAGACCCUCCAGGACGCCGACCAGCCACCCAGGCUCCCCCCCUUACAUCCCGGAACGGGACUCGUGAUGCACCCCCCCCUCCUCCUCCUCCCCCAGCCCGCAUGCAAAGUAGUAGCGCUCAAAAUUCUCACGAGAGCCGAGGGAGGCCUCCACCACUCAUCUCUUCCAGUCGCCAACCCUCAUCACAUCCACCUCCACCUCCACCCAUGCGCAACGGACAUACAUCUGCCUCUAGGGCUUUCACUGAUGAGUUUGAGUCCAAGUACUCCUUCCAUCCUGUUGAGGACCUGCCGCCCCCAGAAGAGUACCGACAGUUUGCAAAAAUCUAUCCGAGUAAAAACAAUAAAGCUACUAUACGAGGAGCUCCCCCUGCGCCACCUGUCGGGAGAUGAUCUGCACUCGGAGAGGAAAACGGCUAAACCUUUUGAAUCUGAUUAUACUCACACACACACACGCACACACACACACACACACUAUCACAGCUGGAUCAGAGACCAGAAACUGUCUUUAGCAGAAUGCAAAAAUGAAACUUUACCUGGCUAACUGAAAUAUUCUCAGGUGAAGAGGAUUUAGGCCAUUAGUUAAAAUAAUAUUAUUAAUAAUAAUAAUAUUUUUUUAUAUAUAUAUAAAAGAAGGUGACCAAACUUUUGCACAUAUGUUUGAAUUAUUUAGCAUUUGCAAAUAAAUAGCAACUUUGUAUUUGCAACUAAAUCGUAACUAUGCAUUGCAAGUGAAAGACACUUUUCCAUACAUCUACGAUAAAAUGAAUGUUUUAAGCACACUACAUGAUGACUAAACAGCUCCAGCCUGACGUACCUCUAGACCAGAGAACACUGUGCAGUGUCAUGGUCCUGAUCAAUUCAUAUGUACUAUCGCUCUUCACGGAGUGUUAAGAGGACACACACUACACAAGAGAGAUAUUAUAAUAUGCAUUCCACAUUAUCUGAGAGACACAUACCAAGCAUGGUACCAUUUUUGUAGCACUUGUUGAUCAUGAUUAACACUAUUAGGAUGAAAGGAGAGAUUACAUAAGGCAAUCAGUAGACAAUCAUUGCAUUGUGAUGCAUAAAGAUUGACUUGUUUGUCAAAAGAAUUGAAAAAAGGAUUACUCUCAUAGUCUUUUUCCCCCCAUACGGGAUCCAUUGUUUCAUUAUUAGAUCAGAUUUUAUAACUUUAAAAAAAAUAAUAAUAAUAAUAUUUUUUUUUAGUGUUGAUGAUUGGGCUAUACGAUUUUUAAUUGUGCAAACCAUUACCUUUAAACUUGAUCUGUGAAUAGUGUAUUAAUGUGCAUGAAUAUUUGAGCAGCCAUUCGGUUUACUCUGCAGCUAAAGUGGCUCUCCGGAAACAGUGCAAAUGCAUUCUUUCUGUCUGUGAAAAGGGAUCCUAUUAUUAUUAUUAUUAUUAUUAUUAUUAUUAUUAGUUUUUAAAUGAUGUGCAUGUCUUAAACUUGGCAGAUCUUUAAACUAACCACUUCUUCAUAACUGACCAAAAACACACAAAGUGCCACUAAGCCCACAGUAUUUCCAGUAGGCUUCGCCAGGUUUGUGCGAAGGACCUGAUUGUGUACGUGUGGUGCAAACUGUGCUGCUGAGAAUACAACAGUCUUCUCCGUUCAUUAUCUUGAAUUACUUUGAUUGACAUAUAAUGCUCAAGCAGAUUUGACUGUUCCAAUCUGUCACUAAUUUCCUGGUACCAGUGCUCUUUUUUUUUUUUUUUUUUAUAUUUUAUUUUUAAAAUAAAGAUUUUUAAAGUGUGAAUGGUUAUAGAGAAAUCUUAAUGUAAUGUAUAAUUACACUAUAUGUAGCUAGAUAUUUUUAUUGUAAAAAUGUACAAUAUAGAGAAUUAAACAUAGCCUAUAAUUGAACAUAUGACAUUUAAAGAUUAAUUACAAAGAGGCAAGCCCGGUUUCUUACCAGGACCCUUUUCCAUGGAUGGUUUAUGUUGACUUGAUAUAUUUCACAUUCUUCUUGGGUUAUUGUAAUUUUAAAUAAGUUCCCAUGGCUUGCCAAAUGUUCAUGUUGACAUGUUUAGGGUGUGUUUGUAUGAUUUUUCUUGUUAAAUUUGAAAUAAAAACGGUUAUGGGGAAAAA